UCGCCAACUGUCGAAACGAGAUUUGACCCAAUCACCCAAUCCGACGAAACCUCCAGCAAGCGCUUCUCGACAUUCCCCCGCUGGGCGCGACAAGUUUCGACGGUCGGUCUUUUUACUAUCCUUAGUUGCAGACAGAGACGCUUGACGCAUCAGUAUAGUUCUAACACCAUGGGUGCCAUAUUUUCCCGACUAUUUUCCCGGCUGUGGGGGUCAAAAGAAGUUCGGAUAUUAAUUCUUGGACUCGAUGGCGCCGGAAAAACUACGAUUCUUUACCGAUUUCAAAUUGGAGAAGUCGUGACAACAAUCCCAACGGUCGGGUUUAACGUGGAAACAGUGACAUACAAAAACAUCAAAUUUCAAGUGUGGGAUCUGGGUGGACAAACGUCAAUUCGACCAUACUGGCGAUGCUACUACGCCAAUACAGAUGCGAUUAUCUAUGUGGUGGACUCACAGGAUAGAGACCGGGUGGGAACAAGUAAGGAAGAGCUGGUAGCUAUGUUGGAAGAGGAAGAGCUAAGAGAUGCAGCGCUGCUGGUAUUGGCGAAUAAGCAGGAUAUGGAAGGAGCGAUGUCACAUACAGAGGUUUCAGACGCUUUAGGCUUGACGAGCCUACGGAACAGAACGUGGACGAUCUACAAGUGUAGUGCUAAGACGGGGGAGGGACUAACAGAAGCCUUGGAUUGGCUGGUGAAUGUUGUAUCAGGAGGGAAGAAAUGAUUAUCACUUUGAGACAAAUAAUAAUGUAUAGGUGACAGAAACUGGCACUAGCUACUACACCAGGGAAUAAACCAGCGUAAACUGGCUCGGGAAAAGCUAACUAAGCUACUACUA
Messenger RNA from Spizellomyces punctatus DAOM BR117, 831 nucleotides. RefSeq names its product ADP-ribosylation factor-like protein 1. Gene Ontology annotation, molecular function: GTPase activity; GTP binding. Bases 169 to 717 code for a protein of 182 amino acids. Gene Ontology annotation, cellular component: Golgi apparatus; cytoplasm. The record is from RefSeq and is a predicted model, not a curated record. Lineage: Eukaryota; Fungi; Chytridiomycota; Chytridiomycetes; Spizellomycetales; Spizellomycetaceae. Gene Ontology annotation, biological process: intracellular protein transport; vesicle-mediated transport. The transcript has 2 exons.